Molecule: messenger RNA, 387 nt
Organism: Apaloderma vittatum (bar-tailed trogon)
Lineage: Eukaryota; Metazoa; Chordata; Aves; Trogoniformes; Trogonidae
Gene: IL12A
Product: interleukin 12A
Exons: 4
Biological process (GO): immune response
Cellular component (GO): extracellular region
Molecular function (GO): interleukin-12 receptor binding; growth factor activity
Source: RefSeq, a predicted model, not a curated record
CUCAGCACCCUGGGAUUUGAAUGCACUCUUGAAGAGGUUGAUCUUGAAGACAUCACUAAGAAUCAAAUCAACACCAUAAAAGCUUGCAUAUCUGAGGAUCCAGAGACUGGAAACUGUCCCUCACUGGAAAGAUCUACUUUUGAUGCGAGCACGUGCCUGCAGGGCAUCUCUGAGGACCUGAAUGCCUACAAGGCUGAGCUGAGGAACUUCAGCGAUCACCUGCUGCUGGCAAAGAUUGAUGAAAUGUCAAAACCGCCGGCGGGCACAGAGCCGACCUCCUUCAAGAGAAGGAUGAGGCUCUGCAGCGUCCUUCACGCCUUCCGGAUCCGCACCAUCACCAUCAGCAGGGUGAUGAACUUCCUGAGCUCCCCGGAGAGCUCCAGCUAA